Molecule: messenger RNA, 2271 nt
Organism: Megalobrama amblycephala (Wuchang bream)
Lineage: Eukaryota; Metazoa; Chordata; Actinopteri; Cypriniformes; Xenocyprididae
Product: palmitoyltransferase AKR1
Exons: 10
Coding region: 236-1870 (544 amino acids)
Biological process (GO): protein palmitoylation
Cellular component (GO): Golgi membrane
Molecular function (GO): protein binding; palmitoyltransferase activity
Source: RefSeq, a predicted model, not a curated record
UCUCUCCCUUCACCUCCAGAGGGCGGGGUUUCCCUUAAAUCAGUAGUACCGCAUAUUUACAUAUUAUCAGAUUCGCUCUCUUAUCGGACUAAUAAUCUAACGGGGCGAAUAUUGUGUGGACGUAGAUUUUCCGCUGCAAAUAGAACAAUUAAAAUAUCCUUUUAUAAUGAGUUUCUUACAGUUGGCCGAGAAUUUCUUCAGCCUGCAGAAGGCGUAAAUAUAUGGUGGCAACGCAAUGUUGCAGGCUUCAGGAAGUUGUAUAUUUGAAUCGAUUCAACGGGGUGAGAUCGAUCGAGUUUCCCAUUUAUUGCAGCAGGAUCGGGGCGUCCUAAAACAAAAAGGUUGGGGAGGUUUCACAGCCCUCCACUUUGCUGCUCUCCAUGGAAACCGGCCAGUGGCUGAGCUUCUGCUGAACAGUGGUGCUGAUCCAAACAUCCCUUGUGAUGCAGGACAAACUCCUUUUCACUUUGCUUGCAGAAAUGGCAACAUUUAUAUCAUGCACAAAAUGAUGCAGCACGGUGCAGACUUACACAUAGUAGAUGAGCAGGGGAAAUCAUCUCUUCAUCAUGCAGUCGGUGGUGGAAGUGUUAUUGCCAUGCAGUACCUGUGGGAGACUGGAAUGUUCCGUUUCUCAGAUGCGGAUAACUAUCAGGUCACUCCGCUGCAUUUGGCAGCUUCCAUGGGCAAUACUGAUGUAGUCCGGUAUCUCCUUAGAGCGAAUAGAUGCACGCCAGAGGCAGUUGACCACCAGGGGGCGACAGCGCUUCACGUGGCUGCAGAGAAAGGCAUGAUUGAGGUGUGCUGGCUGCUGUUGAAGAGUGCCGGGCUCCACAUUUUACACAUGAAAAACCACACUGGCCUCACACCUCUAGACCUCUGUAAUCAAGGGAAUACUUUUAGACAUCAGCAGCUCUCCAGGAUUCUGAUGCAUUUCAGUCAACGGCCAAAAGAUCUGAUUCCUAAGGACUCAUAUGUGAUGUACUUCUGGGUGCUGUUGUUACCAUCUCUCAGCGGGGCGGCAGUUCUCAUUAUAGCUGCGGCUCUUGGUGAAUAUGGGGGUAUCUUCUCUGCAGUGCUUUUCCCCUGCAUGGCAAAAGUCAUUCUUUCUCAGUUUCACAGACUAAGCAGCUUUCAAAGGUUACCAAACCCUGUUUACCUGGGAACACUGACUGCAGGCCUAAUUCAUUCCACAGCUUGUUUUCUCUAUAAAAUUGUACCUAGUUUUUGGCCAGCUUAUACCCUCUUACACAUUUCACUUGUCCAUGUUUGUGUGCUUGCUGUACUUUUUUGGAAGGUUCUAAAUCAGAACCCAGGACAACUCAAAGAAGCUGACACUGAUUCUCGGUUUUCCAGCAUAGGAGACUUAAUGGAAGCCAGCCAGACCCCAGACAGAUUCUGUAUUUACUGUGAGCUAAUUAAAAUGGACAAUUGCAAACACUGCCGUUUGUGUGACAUGUGCAUCCAAGACUACGACCACCACUGCCUCUUCCUCAAUCAAUGUGUGGGACGGGACAAUCACCGCAUCUUCAUCCUCUUCAUCAUGUCCAUGGUAAUGGCUCAUGUCAUCUUCAUCCUCAGUGCAGUUUACUACCUCUACCUGAAACUCUCAGGCUUGCAGCUGUCUGACUGGAGCUCAGUGGCAGGAAGAGAGGCCUGGGUCAUCCUGCUGGCUCUGCUCAACAUCCUCUCUCUGAUCUGGGUGGGAUGGUUGCUAGUUGAGCAGCUUGAUGCCAUUUCCUUGGGAACCACCACCUACUUUAGACGGCACGACCACAAGAGGCCUUCUAAAAUACAACGUUUGGGAACAGUCCUCUCUUUUCUUCUUGAAGGAAAAAGAAGACAGAAGCACAGUCAGUCUUUUAACAUAUAGAGACUUUAGAGACUUUUUGAAAUUAUAAAGCAACAUCACAGUUUAGUCUUUAUCUUAUUGUUGUUCAUAAAAUCUAGAAUAUUCUACACAACUGUCUGGAGGACUCAAAGCCAGUCUGCAGAUUUCAUCCAGCCGCGUAGUGUAUGAUGGGCGCCGAUUCCGUUUAAUAAUGUUAAAUGCCAUUUUAAAUAAAAGAAAAUCAUUUUGACUCCCAUAGUUUGUAAGAACAAAUGUAAAAAAAAAAAAUGUAAAAAAAAAUAUUACCUAGAUUAUAAAUCUUGGUGUUAGUGCUUGAAUUAAACAGAGGUCACUGCUGGUUUUCCACUACCAUAAUUGUAACUGUACUAUGAAUUUUUUUUUAUAUAUGUGAAAUGUUUUAAAUAAACAUCUUUCAGUGUAAA